Molecule: messenger RNA, 707 nt
Organism: Drosophila rhopaloa
Lineage: Eukaryota; Metazoa; Arthropoda; Insecta; Diptera; Drosophilidae
Product: proline-rich extensin-like protein EPR1
Exons: 1
Coding region: 76-600 (174 amino acids)
Source: RefSeq, a predicted model, not a curated record
AAAACUUCGGUGUAUAAAAGCCCCACGACUUCCAGUUAUUGACAACAUUCUAAGACAACUCAAUAACAGCUCAACAUGGCCUACAAGUUCACCAGCUCUCUGCUCCUGAUCGCAGCCGUCGCUGCCGUUUCUCUGGCGGAACCUGCAAGGUUCCGUGGCCGAUCCUCUCGGCUACAGUUUGCUCGUCAAGAGCAAGCUCCAGAGGAUCAGGCUGUUCCAGCCGAUCCCGCCGUGGAUUUGGCGCCCACUCCGGCAUCGGCUCCUUAUCCACCGGCAGGAGUCACACCGGAAGUGCCCUUCGACCUGCCCACGGAGACGGAAGCUCAGCCUGAUCUGACCUACGGACCUCCAGCUGAGCCGGACAACACCUAUGGACCUCCGGAUAACACUUACGGACCUCCUGCCGAGCCUGAUAACACCUAUGGACCCCCGGCUGGUGAUGCCCCUGUUGACCUGGCUCCUCUGGAUGCUGCCGAGCCCGUUCCCGCUAGUCUGAUCCAGCCCCGUAAUGGACGCUUCCGCAGCCUUCGUCCCGUUCCGGAGAAGCUGAGAUCCGCCCAGAUCAUUCGCUCCCGACCAGUGCUGGUCUAUACCAUCUAAAGUGGGUCAAUCCGUUUUUCUUGAAUGCAAUCGAACUAUUAGGAUACACAUACUUAAAUCUGUUGCUAAAUAAAUAACCGAAUUGUUGUUUAAUAUUUUAAAACAUA